AUGGUUCGAGCCUCGAGAUCACUGUUCGCCAUUGUCGUGCCCUUAUUUGUCCUCGCCUUUCUGUUCUCGCAUUCAAGUCGACAUCGCCCCGAACCCACCCCUCCAGCAGAAGCAGAAGCAGAAGCAAAAGCAAAAACCCCAACCGACGACAUUGUCCUCACGGAACAAACGCCUGAGGGACUUGCCACGACUGUCAUCUCUAAUGUCGAUAUUCUCCCCCCAUCCCAUCUACUCACAAUUGACGACGAUGGCCAACCCGUCAUCGACAAGGAAGCAUAUCGCAUCAUCUAUUCCAACUCGACCGUCAGCGGCAACUACUUUCCCAUCUUCCUUGGUGGGGGCACAGGCUCCAAUCCCAACAUCAUUCCGCAUCCCACCAAAUUCGAAGCCUGGAUCGUCCUGGUGCAAAAGGUCCCCAGCAAGGCUCCCGAGGAUUUCUCCUCCCAACUCAUCUGCAACGCGGGCUUCCUCAACGACGUGCUGACAUGCAUGGCCGAACCCACUCCCUUGAUGCUGGAGUCUACCAAGGGAACCUGCCAGGAUGAAUUGGGCCACUACAACUUCGAACAUGGCCCACGAGACGCCCGGCUCUUCUACGGUCCCGUGGCGCCAUAUAUUCUGUACGGCUCGCAUUCCCAAUAUACCUGUCUAGGCAUGUGGCUCCAAGACUUCCGCAUGCUCCUAGAUGACUACCGCAUCGAAGCCGUGCUCGCCAAAGACUUUAUCAAACCGACCGAGCUGCAACGCCCGCCGCCCUUCAAGGGCAUCGAGAAGAACUUCUUCGUCUUCUGGGACAUGGCGGGGGACAUCUACCUGCAGAGCGACCUGGUCCCCAAGCGCGUCUUUGCGAAAGUCGACCUUGACGGUUCCAUCGGACCAGACCUGGCUCCUCUCGCUGCCGAUACCGACGACAAGUGUCUGGCGCGAUACAUGCCCGCGGCCGUCUUGGAGAAGUCGGCAAUCCAGCAAUCAACCAACUCGUUGGCCAUCACGCUGUGUCGCCGCGCAGACCCGAAAUGCAAGCCUACGGAUCAAAACACGUUUGUUCUGACCUUGUUUCACUAUAAAACCGCCUUUGACGGCCACAGCAUCUAUGAGCCCUAUGUCAUGCUGUUCCAGCGGGCCGCGCCCUUCGCCGUCCAUGCCAUCUCCACCAAACCGCUCUGGAUUGCUGGGAGGUCGAAAUUCUCCAAGUAUAGCGGCAAUGUUCAUUGGGAAGAUCGGACUGACUUGCCCGAGAACCAUUCCGAGAUGUUCUACGUGCGCAGUCUCACGUGGAGGUCUCAUGGACAGAAGUAUCAUGGAUACAUCGACGAUAUUCUGUUCCUUGGUUUCGGCAUUGAAGACUCGAGGCCGGGGGCUAUUGAUGUCGUGGCGAGUGACUUGUUGCAGGAUCUGGGCUUUUGUGCGGACAUCAAAUAG
Capronia coronata CBS 617.96 is the source of this 1422-nucleotide messenger RNA. RefSeq lists its product as uncharacterized. The coding region runs from base 1 to 1422 and encodes 473 amino acids. Lineage: Eukaryota; Fungi; Ascomycota; Eurotiomycetes; Chaetothyriales; Herpotrichiellaceae. The transcript has a single exon. The record is from RefSeq and is a predicted model, not a curated record.